This is a messenger RNA of Prunus armeniaca (apricot), 303 nucleotides long. The record is from the annotation of a GenBank genome assembly. Lineage: Eukaryota; Viridiplantae; Streptophyta; Magnoliopsida; Rosales; Rosaceae.
AUGAAUGCAUUGCCGAGAUCAUCGAUUUCAUUCAGGAGGCAAGGCUCUUCCGGCCUCAUUUGGGAGGAUAGGGUUCAAGUACUCGAACAGAAGCGCGCUCUGCAGGUCACAAUUUCCAUUAACAAAAGUGACAGCCAAGAGCAUACUUCGAAUCUCGACGAAAGAUUUCAAGAAAGAAAGGAUGUUGAUUCACCUUCCCCACCAUUACCAGAGACAUCUGUACCUUCUAAGCCAGAAAAAGAAGAUCGAAGAUGUUCCUUUUCUACCCUUUUUGGUCGAUGUAUGCGGUCUCCUGCAACCUAG